Messenger RNA from Ornithodoros turicata, 5173 nucleotides. RefSeq lists its product as uncharacterized. NCBI's taxonomy places the organism in Eukaryota, Metazoa, Arthropoda, Arachnida, Ixodida, Argasidae. Bases 323 to 5173 code for a protein of 1616 amino acids. Gene Ontology annotation, molecular function: protein binding. The transcript is spliced from 5 exons. The record is from RefSeq and is a predicted model, not a curated record.
AGCGUCCCUCCAGACCCCGCCAGGUGAUCGAUGGAGCUCCAUCUCUUCACGUGAACAUCAGUGAAACUCAAGAGUGAGGAGGGACAUUGGUCUGACCUUGGAAAACCCAUGACGACGAACCAGGAAACCAUCAGUGCAGGGUCCAAAGACUGACACGUGAUCCGCGGGGUACGUGGACAAACAUCACGUGAUGUCCAACAAAGGUAUUCGUUGAGUCAUUUGACAACACUCUCUCAUCCAACCAAGGGCACCCAGGGGAACUGCGACGCUUGUACGCUUCUAUAACAUCGAAUAAGGAGUUCCUCGUUCCUUCUCAAGAAGAAUGGCUUCAGCAUCCGUACCUGAUCUACACAUGGAAAGGUCAGAAGAAUGGAAGGAGGUCAGGAAGGAAAUGCAUCGAGCCAUAGCGGAGAGAGAUGAGACCCGUGUUCUAAAGUGCCUGGAUGGUGUGCCUGACCUGAAACUGUGGUUAGACCCUGAUGAAGAUGUCUCUGCUCGCUACAAAGCUAUUGAAGAGAAAGCUUUCCGCAUUCAUGGUCUGCUAGUCUCGCGUGAAUGUCUACUCAAGGACACAGGAGAAUCAUCGUGUUACGAAGAUCUCACACCUCUUGGACGCGCUGAAAUUCGACGACAGCGGUAUUACACCACAGAAUGCGUGGACUCCUACAUCGACUAUCUGAAAAGCAAAUCACGGAGCGUCACCAGAUGUGAUGACUUCAAUGAGCGAUUGGAGAAGAUGUUCGAGCACCUCUCCAGUGACGAAUUAAACAGGAAUAUUCUGAAAGUGGCUGCAACAGCACCGCACCUGGAAGUAGUAUUCGACUACAAGAGUGAAAGCGUUCAGCGGACUACGGGAUGCUGGGAUAGACACAACCUCGGCCUCACUUUCUACAACGAACAGAGAGUUUUCGUCGGGGCCAGCACUGAAGAAGCCGUAACCCGCGGGACGCUCCUUCACGAGUUAUGUCACAUGGCACUUUGCCUAGUGUAUCAUAAUGAUGGCAAGCCUUAUGUCAGCGGGGAUAUGGAGAAGGAACAGCAAUAUGGAGCCAUUGUGAACGACAUAAAACGAAGGAAAAAAGAGCUGAAUCUUCUUAUCCAACAAGCUGUCUCCCGUAAUGAAGAACAAGAGCUAAUUGUACGGAUUCCUCACAUACUGGCCCAAUAUGGUUGCGACGAUGCAAAUAGGGUUCUGGAACGGGAAGUACCGGAACUACGAAAUUUUUUCGAGGAACAUGUCAUCCCAGACAUGCGGGAAUACAUUCAGAAUGGAAUCCCAUCCAUAGAUGCAGCACAGAUAGAAAAGGAAAACGCGAGACUGAACAAAGCUUUCAAAACUGACAAUCUCAAAGUGCAAUUCGAGAAACCACUAAAGAAGAGUGUCUGGAAAGAGGGGUCGCUUCACGUAUUUACGGGUUCAGAACUGAGGCUUCUCGAAAUAAUGGUUCACAACGCUGUGCAAUUUACGGGAAGGCCAUACUUGUUUUUCGAAGCGAACCAAUUUGACUCCACUCUGGAGGAUGUGUUACUAGACUACAAAUGUGCAUUUGUGCUAGUAUCCGUCCAUCCAAACGAAGACGUCCGAAAGGUGAUUAAACUUCUCAGUGAAGUAUCCUGUGCUACUGGAUCAAAAGUCCUUUUGCUUGUGGAACACACUGGCGAAGAAUACUUGCUGAAACAAGUACAAGCAGAAGCAUUCUUUGCGAAGAGACACAAAGAUCACAGGAUCGACGAAGCAAGCUUUGUGCAUGUCAAGAAUAGCUGCAAAAAAGAAGUGUUCGAAAAUUCUCGCGUAAAACUUCAGGGCCAAUAUGUUUCAGUGCUUCCAGAAGCCAUGAAUAUAGACACCUUCCUACAGUGCGUGGACACUGCGGUUUUCCUAAGGUUGUGCGAAUCGCGGAACAUUGAUGUGGGACCUCCUCUUCGUGAACUAGAAGAACGUGUUCAGAACUAUUACGUGGAAAGAGAGUGUAGAAGAGCCGUGGAAAUUAACUUGAAAGAAUGCAAUCUAAAUGACGACAGUGAGGCAUUCGCACUUCUGGGCUGUCGACACAAUCAGGUCGCAACACUUCUACCUCGCGGUUGUGAGGCAAAAGCCAAGGAAGAAUUAACCAAGUUCGAGAAAUUCGUACUUCUCCAAGAACCACGUGACUACGAAGCUCUCCUGGAAGAUGGUCAUUUCCAAGACAAAGUAGUGCACCUGCUAAAGUUCGAGGGACCUCGUAAGAGACUCUUGUGGACAAAAUCAAAUGGUCGUCUCAGUCAUCUUCCAAUGACAGGAAGUGACUGUUACACUGAGGACGAGUUGUUGAACGUAAACGAGAAGGUUGUCAUAGUCUCUGCUGCACCAGGAAUGGGAAAGACUGUGCUGGCAUCUAGGUUGUGUACAGAGUUGAAAGCUCAACAAGACACAAGAACAAGACAAGACAACACAGACAAGACAAGACAGAACUCACACAAGAAGCGGUGGGUGCUCUAUGUCGACCUUCCUCAGAGAAUGGCAUUAGUCAAAACUGCGUCGCCUAGUCUGGGAUAUCUGGCGGAUCUGUGCCAAGUAGGAAAGGAUGGCCUGGAGUUCGCUUUCUUCGAGGAAAGCUUGAAGAAUGGAAGCCCUUUCGAGGUCGUCGUCAUGUUGGAUGGCUUCGAUGAAGUCAACGAGGAAUGCCGCAAGUGUGUGCUAAACCUUAUACUGUUUCUAGCUAACAAAAAAGUUUACAAGGUGUACCUUCUUACUCGCACUGUGUUUAAACCCCAUGUACAAGAUACCUUGCACACUGUGUCAUAUGACCUCGUUCCUUUUUCUGAUGAAAACCAGAAUGAAUUCCUCACAAGAUAUAGGGCCCAAAGAGAAACUCCAGCCACCAGCAAUGAGGCAUUUGUGCAAAAAAUCCAGCAACUGUACGGGACAUUGAAGAAGAAAAACAAAACAAUCCUAGAAACCCCUCUUCUACUUCGUAUGAUGGCUCAGAUAGAGAGCGGGGAAAUUACGAAGUCGGGCGAUUACUCUUCGUUGCUCAAAAUUGUUGACAUUUCCGGUGGAAGCAGUAUAUACACUGUACACAUCUACAAGAUGUUUGUCGAGUACAAGCACCUUGUGCACCGAAAAGAGAAGGUGCAGGAAGACAUCUCCCGAAGUGCUGUGCGAGGGGACAACCAUGACGCGAAGUCUCCAUUCUACGUAAACCAUAGUCUCCUGGCUAUGAAGUGUAUAUUUCCUCAGGAUAUAUUGAAGAACUUAUUGAAUGAAGACGAAUUACAGCAGUUAGAUCCUGAAGGAAAUUUCAUCACCGGCGUUGAUUCUUUCAAAGAAGGUUUUGUGAAUAGAAUUAACGAUGGAGGAAUUCCCGAGUUUGUUCAUAAGACUUUCGCCGAAUUUUUUGCAGCUCACUAUCUCCUGGAGAAGGCAAAGAUAAGGAAAAAAUCGAGCUAUUCGGAAAAAGUAGUAGAACUGUAUGGUAAAGAAGAAUACGAGGGUGUAAUGGUAUUGUUCGACGGACUGGCGUCUGCAUCCUAUCCACUUCACUCUGCCGUCAUAAACAACGAUGCUUCAUAUUUUGAGCAAUGUGAUAUUCAAACAAAAGACAUGCUGGUUGGCGAUGAGAUCAAAAGGACGCCAUGGCACAUAGCAGCACUGCAUUCUGAUAAAGCAACAUUGAAGAGGCUUCCAAUGGGUGAUGAACUAAUCCAGAAUGAUUUGUUUGAUAAGUCACCGUUGGGGUACGUGGAACUUUUUUCCCCAUGGAUGGAUGUUUUGUGGACUGAGACUUCACCUGUGAGACAGAGACUCAGCGUGUUAUGCACUCGAUGCAGUGAGGAAGCAGUGAAACAUUUUACCGAAAAUCUGCGCAGAUGUGAAACCUUCGAGCAAAAGAGAGGUUUUCUAGAGCGAGCAAUAUUCGCGGCUGUGAGACACGACCUACCAGGUGUUUUAGACGUGUAUCUGAGCUGCGUGUCCCCGAAAGAGAGUACCGUAAUUCUAGACGGAGACACCAUGAACCAAUUAGAAUCACGCAAGAAACGAAGCUUGAGAUGUUCUGCAGAGUCUUCGCUAAUUAGAAACCUUGAUAGUUUUACGGACGAUGACAAUAGAACUGUCCCUUUUUACGCAACGUCCGAGGUUGUUUGCAAAAUGCUCCUUCCAUACUGCGAUAUGGGAAUUCUUGAUAAUGAUGGAAACACAAUGUUGCACAUUAGCGCGGAAGAAGGAAAUCUGGAGACAACAAAGUUUUACCUCGCACAUAUUUCCGUUAACAAUACAAAUAGAUACUUUCAAACUCCUUCAUACUUGAGUAGAGAUGCAGAUAUUGUGAAGCAUCUUCCUGUUUAUCCCUCAGUGAAUGUUCUGGAUAUUGCUCAAAGAACUCCGAUGGAUAUAUGUGCAGAGAGAGAUGAUUUGGAGGUUAUGAAGUUGUUACUCCUUCGCACUCGGACAUGCGAUGCAUACCCUAUUAGAUUGAACACAACGCUUCAUGUGGCUUCUCACUCUCAUUCCCUUAAAGCUGUGACGUUUCUUCUACCUCACACAAAUGCGCACAUGCUUAACUACAAUGGAGAAACGUGCUUAGACGUUGCUAGGACAAAUUGGAAAUAUGGGAAGAGUUCGGGGUCCAAAAUUGUGAGGUGUCUCAUCCCACACUCGCUCGUAAACUCACCUAAAAUGUUCGGCUCAUCACCGUUGUACGUUUGGGCGAGACGUGGUGGAAGGAAAAGGAUGCAAACCCUAUGGCUUUAUUUGCGAAACAGUGACCCUAGGCAUGCACAGAGGAUCAGCAGAAGCUAUGAGUAUGUGCGGGUGAACGAGGAUUUCCAAGAAGAAAUUUGGUGUCUGAAACUUCUCUUCCUCCAUUUAGAUGUCAUCGUUGAUCCUGAUAGCCGCAAACUGCUAUAUGAUAUGGCCAUGGACAAGCUACGUGAGAUAAAAGAAGAACAUUUUAUUAAUUACAUGAAGUUGUUACUGCCGCAUUUAAAUCUCAGUGAGCAGGAUUAUGUAAAACGCAGAGUAAAAAAUGAUCACAUCGUUACCUUAUAUCGGGGAUGGUCGCACAUGAAUAACACCAAUGAUCCCCACAUUGACGAUGUCGACACGGAAAUGAUCGACGACGAUGACAAUAUGGAGUCUCUAAUAGAAGCAGAGGAAGUUGCGCAGACAGUUCACCAACGAGAACCUGUGUAA